Oxyura jamaicensis (ruddy duck) is the source of this 12034-nucleotide messenger RNA. RefSeq names its product mitogen-activated protein kinase kinase 6 (gene MAP2K6). The record is from RefSeq and is a predicted model, not a curated record. The coding region runs from base 266 to 1261 and encodes 331 amino acids. The transcript is spliced from 12 exons. Gene Ontology annotation, molecular function: MAP kinase kinase activity; ATP binding. Lineage: Eukaryota; Metazoa; Chordata; Aves; Anseriformes; Anatidae. Gene Ontology annotation, biological process: MAPK cascade; protein phosphorylation.
AGGGUUUGCAGUAAUGUAUCUGGAAUGGUUAAAAUCUGUCUAAGAAACAUUUUAAGGGAUCCUCCAUGGGAAGGGCUGACGAAGGAGAAAUACCUUUAUUUUUGCAUUUUCACAUGGCCUUUUCACAUGCUAGGACUCUUGCCUGUUUUCUGUACCAAGUCGGCAGCCAGGCCUCGCAGAUCUAAAUGAAGCAUUACUGAACAAAGGCACUUUAUGUUUUGAACUCUGUGCCCUGAGUCUACACCACCAGCCUGGCCUGGCAUUUAUGUUAAGCAAGAAGAGAAACCCUGGGCUGAAAAUUCCUAAAGAAGCAUUUGAGCAACCACAGACAAGCUCCACGCCACCCAGGGAUCUAGACUCCAAAGCCUGCAUCUCUAUUGGUGAGGAGAACUUUGAGGUGAAAGCCGAUGACCUGGAGCCCAUCUCCGAGCUGGGACGAGGUGCGUACGGGGUGGUGGAGAAGAUGCGGCACAUGCCUAGCGGGCAGAUCAUGGCAGUGAAGCGCAUCCGAGCCACGGUGAACAGCCAGGAGCAGAAGAGGUUACUGAUGGAUCUGGAUAUCUCCAUGAGGACGGUAGAUUGCCCCUUCACCGUCACCUUUUACGGGGCACUUUUCCGAGAGGGAGACGUGUGGAUCUGCAUGGAGCUGAUGGAUACCUCACUGGACAAAUUCUACAAACACGUCAUUGACAAAGGCCUGACAAUUCCCGAGGACAUCUUAGGGAAAAUAGCCGUCUCUAUCGUAAAAGCACUAGAACAUCUACACAGUAAGCUCUCCGUCAUCCACAGAGAUGUAAAGCCCUCUAACGUGUUGAUCAAUACACAGGGGCAGGUGAAAAUGUGCGAUUUUGGAAUUAGCGGUUACCUCGUUGACUCGGUUGCUAAAACCAUGGAUGCGGGAUGCAAACCCUACAUGGCUCCUGAAAGAAUUAACCCGGAGCUCAACCAGAAGGGGUACAGCGUCAAAUCUGAUAUCUGGAGCCUGGGCAUCACGAUGAUCGAGCUGGCCAUCCUGCGCUUUCCCUACGACUCCUGGGGGACGCCCUUCCAGCAGCUCAAGCAGGUGGUGGAGGAGCCGUCGCCGCAGCUCCCGGCAGACAAGUUUUCAUCGGAGUUUGUCGAUUUUACCUCGCAAUGCUUGAAGAAGAAUUCCAAAGAACGGCCAACAUAUCCAGAGCUUAUGCAACAUCCUUUCUUCACCCUGCACGAAUCCAAAGAGACAGACGUCGCCUCUUUUGUCAAACUCAUCCUGGGAGACUGAGAACUGGACUUGUAUAUGAAUUGCCCUUCUGUGGACUGGUGGGUGCAGGGGAGGGGCGCGUGGCAGGACUUGUCAUGAAAGCACCAACAGAAAGUCGCCGUGUUUUGUUUUGUUUUGUUUUUAUUCUGAGAAACCCCCGCCUCGCCGAAGUUUUUAAAAGGGUUCUUUGGUAUCCAUAGUGACAUAGAACGAGCUGGUUAGUGAAAUGAAUUUUAAUAAGGUUGGUAACCUUAAAACAAAAACAAAACAACAAAAAAAAAUUAAGAGUGAUUUACAUAUUUAAUGACAGUCAAAAUCCCUCUUCCUAAUUUCUCCUUAUUCCCUUUUCCUUCCUCCUGAACCAGAAUUUGCUUUGUCAUGGUAAUAGGUGCUAUGGUAGUCAUGAAGUUGUAUGUAGAUUUAUAUUUUGUCCCUUCCAUUAUUUUAAUAUUUAUGUUAAGUGCUUGAUGGAAUAGAUUUCUGUUUUAUAUGAGGAUGAAUGUGUGGUGACAAUGAUGAUGCUAAAUGAGGCCGCAGCAAGCGAUAGUUCUAGGGCUUUGCUGGGGUAAAGGUGUCAAAGGAGAAGAGAAAGAAGAGAAGUGUCUGUGUCGUGGAAAAUAUUUAACAUGCAUCUUAAAAAGAAUUUAUAAACAAGGAUCUCAGCUCAGCUACUCGAGCUGCCUUCACGGGGUGCGAGGCAGCUCGCAGCUGCACUAUAAGGCAGGGAGACCCUGGCGUCCCGUGAGGUCUCCUCUCCUCCAGAGACCGUGCUCCGAGUCUGGGCAGCACAGCCCGGCCAGCCUGGUGCUUGCGGUGCUCUGCCGGCCUCCUGCCUGGGGAAAGCCCCUGCCCUGCGUCCCACACACUUACUCUGCUUUAUCGGGCAGGUGAUGAGGUCCGGGGCGGGAAGAUAUUGUGGGAGACUGGCUGGGAUCAAAGCCCCAGAGGGAAAAGGCUUGUCCAGUAAGUUGCACAGAGAUCAGGAGGAGGCUGCAGUGGCUGGUCCUCACCUGCCCUUGUACCCAGCAGCGUUGCAGUGUCUGGGGUCACCUGGGCUGGGGAUGUGCUGCUUUGGGUCUAAAAGGGUGUUCCUCUCUCCUUCUCCAGAUGGGAAAGGCCAACAGUCUGCAUAGCAGGGACAUCGUGGUGCGAGUUUCCAGGGCUCUCAGCGCUGCCUCGGCAGCAAUCUCUCUGUGCUUGCCCGUAGACUUUGGGAGUGCUAGCGAGCUCCCCUGGAGCCUGUGCUGGCGUGCGGUUUGGGCUGUGUCCAGCGCUGAUCGGGAUGCUGAAGGCAGCUGGGAGUGCUGGGCUCCGGCACAGGCUGCAGGUGUCCCCCGUGAGAGCGGCAGCUGGGAAAACCACACAGGGAAACCACAGCCCACCCAUACCAGGAGCUUGUUGCUGUUGGCCAGGUCCUCAGAGAAAAGCUGCGAGCCAAGGGCAGGAGCACGGGGGCUGUCUGGGUGGCUGGGGAAGAUGGUGUAUCACGCUGCUUUUAGGUAAGGCGGUUACUUUCUAGAGAAGGGGGGAACUGUGCGCUGCAAGACAGUGCCAUCGGUCUGGAGCAAGGCCACUUGCUCCAGAUUGAUGCUGGUUUGACUGAGCCAAACCUGCACAGCUGCCUUGCUCGGCUCUGAGGCCUUUGCCUUUGCCUGUGGCUCCUUCCCACAGCCCUGCAAAGGGGAGCCUGUGUGCGGCUGAGCUGCAGUGUGCGUGCGUGCCUUGUGCCCCUCUGCGUGCUUCCCUUCCCCACCCAUCACUUCUGCACAGGCUCUUGAAGCCAAAUCCCAGCGGGAAGCAUGUCUUGCCCUGCAACAUUUCAGUUGCCUGGGGUGGAAUUCAGCCUGGGAUCCUGCCCUUUCUCUCCAGUUUAGUGGCUUUGGUCUCCAUUGAAGUAGGUUGGGCUUCUGGACUAGCCUGAGCAUCCACCUGGGAAGCGACCCCUUGGAAAGGCCGACGAGGAGGGCAGUGUUUGGAGCAGGGAUCCCUGUGGUACCACUAGCACCUGGGCCAUGCCGACCACUUCGAAGAGGUGCAGACACCGCCAGUGCCUGGGCUGCCACUGUCACCGUCACGGCCGUGGCUCGUGGUGCCCACAGAGGUGGCUGUGAACCCUAAACCCGUGCUGCUCUGCCCUGGGGCCAGCAUCAAAGGGGAUGGGGCUGCAUUGCUCCCGAGGAUUCAUUGAUCCUUGUGCCCCUGAGCUAUGGAGCGGGGUGGAUUGAGGUGAGCUCACACAGGUCAAGGUGCAGGAGUUUCCUUGCUGCAAAGAGCUCUGGGGUCAUGCAGGCUUUGGGGUGGAGGUUCCCCUUCCUCAGCCUGUGCUUCACGAGCCUGCCCGAGCCUCAGUAACGAUGAGCUCCGUAUUCCACUUCGUGUCGAGGAGAACCUUUCAGGUCACAUUUCGUUGCGGAUGAAACACAAAAGAUGUUUUACUUCACAGUGUAAUUUUAAAAGGCCUCGCAUGGCUCAUAAUCUGCCCUCUCAUAUUCCAUGGUGUGUGUGUGUGUUUUCUCUCUCUCACUUUCUCAGAGUCACAGAGCUGUUUUGAUUGAUUGUCCUCAGCUGCAGCUGAAAGUCCGGCCAGCCAGUUUAUAGAGUUGGUUCCAGCAUCAAUUCUCGCUUUGAAAAACAUGACAUUUAAAACCACCCUUUGGUUUUCCUACAUAUGGAUCUGAUGCUUUUGUUAAAGAUUGUUUUUGCUGCUUUUCUCCUGGAAUAUAAGUCUCGUUUGGACACCGCAUCUCCUUGACCUCACAGCACCUUUAUUUCAGUGCCAUUGUAAUUGACAGGUUGAAUUUAUGAGAUACUGUCAAAGUUCAGUAUUAAUAGCAGAUAUUAAUGUCACCAGCGUUUUCCAAUAGAAAAUUAAUGUCAGUGUUGUCUGCAGCUAGUAACCCUCUAAAAUGAUUCCUGCAUGCCUCCACACUACAUGCUGAGUGCUUUCUUUUAUGCUUUUUGCUCUUGCAGUGCUUGGGCCGUCUAAUCCCUUUGUUUUAAUGACAUUACAAUAGAACAUGCAACAAAUCACUUCGCUUCCCUCUUGAUUCUCCAUGACUUUGUUCCUUUAAAAGUCAUUUACGUCAGCCCAGAGCAAGUGUGAAUCCUUAUGACCAGCGUGAGUAAAAGCAGCGAUCCGCGUGAUCACCGCUGCGGAAGGUACUCACAGCAGGAGAGUCACACGGAGGCUCUGCCUCUUCAUCUCUUGUAGAAUGUGUGGACACAAAGCUUGGCCUGAUCCAGGAUUUUCUUAGAGAGAAGCCUGAGCUGGUGGCCUCAGUGCAGGGAGGAGAGCCAGGGACUCCUGCGUGCUUAAAAGCUGAAAACAUGCUGGGUUGAAAGACAGAAAUCAGGCUCUUUUCUCUUUCCUUUGAUCGUGAGCUCUGUAAAGAUGAAAAGGCUUUGGUCAAUACUCAAAAUCUAGUUAGACUAUACCAUGAGCACAGGUUGGCCUGUGGCAGGCAUGAAUUCAGGGACAUCAAGCCCUUCCCAGCCACCAUGCCCCCCGACCAGUCCUGGUGCUGAGCUGAAGCUGUUUUCCAAAAGGCUUUUUUGUUUCCGACAGCACUGCAGGCAGCACGCAGGGUGUUAGAUUGUCCUGAGUCAGGAAAUUUAAACUGCGAAAGAAGCAGGUCUUAUGCCACGGACCUGAAACAAACCAAAACGCAACAGGGAGCAAAGAGGAGAGGAAAGCUGCCCGGAGCUCAGCACCAAGCUGUGGCCUGGACCAGCAGUGGGAAUUAAUUCCAGCACAGCGAGACGUUCACAGAGCAGCGAGGGCCUCUCUGCUCCUCUCUGCUCCUCUCUGCUCCUCUGCUCAGCCACAGCAGUGGCUGUGGGGCUGAGACAUGCACAGCCCAUCCUCAUGGCAGGAAGAGGGAGACCACAGGGGCAUGAUGUUCCGCUUUUUUCCUCUGACACGCAAAUUCCUUACAGCUCCUGAUGUGCCUGGAACCUCCUGCAUGUUUGAGGCCUGGCCUUGAACUGUGGUGGGCCUGAAAACUACUUUUGGGGAUCCUGCUUGUCCCUUAAACUUGAUGGAGAUAUCGGAGGGCAUUUGCUGGUUACUGUUUUUAAACACCAGGUUCCUGCUGCUGCGGUGGGUGGAAGGCCCAUCCUCUCUGGAGAUUUUCCAGGUGUACAAACUACACAGAUAUCCACGUACUGUAUUUCUGCAUUUUUCCUGCCUUUUGUGGGGCUUAUUGGCAAGGAAGGAGGCAUCUCUGACUUGUUGCGGAGGUGGGACCAUCAGUUCUGGCAGAGGGGAAGGCAUUUGGUAGGUCAGAAGUGGAUCUUAAAACAUAAAGUUGAGCUCCCAGUUUUUUAACAGCUGUGUAAGGAGGUGGUUGUGUGUCUGUUGGGUCAGCGUUAGGUGCACCUUGUGGCAGUGCCGUGCCUGGUUCCAAGGGCAGGAACACCAGCACUCCCAGCCUUAGCCAGGAUUUCUCCGUGUUUUCAGGAAGCUAAGUAUGUACCUGCACGUUUCCCUUCUUUCCUAGACAUUUUGGAAGAGGAAAUCCUGCUCGGCCAAUGCAGCAUUGCUUUAGUGGCUGGUCUGAUGUAGUUCAGACAAGGUUCCCACCAGCUCCCUUGUUUAAUAGACCUCUUUUUUAUUAAAAACAAAACCCAAACUCCUCUCUCAGAAAAGCCAGCCAAGAUGCUCUUUUUUUUUUUUUUUUUUUUUUUCUCUCUUCCAUCUUGUUCCUCUUAGAGGAACUCUGGGAGCCUGUCUUGGUGCUUUCACUCUUCCACAUGCCAAAGAUUGCUACAUCCCUCUUAGUUACGCUCCUGCCAAAGCAGAUCUUAUAGUCUUGCCUCAAAAAUCAUCCACUUCCCUGCUCCUUGGGGUUCCUUUUGUUGCUGUUGCUUUUUCAUUGAAUUUCCUCAUGUUUAUUGACAUGUCUAUUGUUGAGCUUCCUGGACUCAUGCAGCUCUCUUUUUCAGAUACAGAGAAAGACAAAUAGUUGCCUUCACUGGUCUGCUCCCGCUGUUGGGGAAAUACUGCUAGCGAUAUGAUUCCUGCAGAUGGGGAUGGGUCUCAUUUAGAGCUAGGGUCAUGGAGGGUGUAAACUGGCAUUGCUCCAUUGGCUUUGCUGGAAUAAGGCCAGUUUUGUCCAGCUGAGAAUCUGUCCUUACUGUCUAAACAGUUAUUACACACUAAUAAAGAUUAAUGAUUGUAAAUCCCCGCGGAUUAUACAUAAAAUGGCAAGUUUUACUCAUUAAUCUUUAUUGCCAUAUUAUAGCUGUUUAUGUUAGAGGAGUCAUCUCUCUCUGUUCUGAACAUGCACUUAGGAGGAGGGGGCUGAGCUUGGGGCAGACGAAGGGUGGACAUAACAGACCAGAUGUCCAUGUGUUUUACAGUCUGUGUCCUCUCCCCCAAGUCGGUUGUUUCCUUGAAAGCCUUUAACCAGCAGCAAAGGAUGUAUCACAGAGCUUUGUCUGCUUCUCUGGCCUCUGGCUGAGCUAUAAAAUCCAGAUUGUUUCUGGUGAGAAGGGAUCAGAUCUCCUAAUUAAUAUUUCAGCUCAGCCUUUACUGGAGCAGAUGGAUACUAUGAAAUUUGACGUGUGCUCUGGCAGGCCAGAGCUCUGCAGCACACUGACAUUCGCUCUCCGGACCGUGGCUGGAGGAGAUGCUUUCUGUGCUGUACUCAGCUCUGUUGCAGGUUGAAAGAGUGCAGCUCCUUCAUGUAACCCCACACCACAAAAGCAGUUGAUUUUGUUGUUAAGGAGGGCCAGAAAAAAAAGCUCAUUUUAGUCACAGCCUUUAUGUAUUUGUAGGUGAGCAUAGGCACAGCUAGGAGGUGGUGGCACCAGUGGUCUGGACUCAAAGGUUUGUGUGCUGUAGAAAUGAAGAGGACUCUGAAGACAGUGUAGCAAACUGCAAGGGUGGUUUUAAUGGCAUAGGGACAAAAUAAGUCCUCUGCUAGGCAGCUGGUCUCAGUCCCCUCUGCCAAGGAAGGUCUGGAGGUGGUGGAGAAGAGUGAAGCAGACAGAGAGGAAUGGAUUUAGGGCAUGUGUUUUGUCAUGUGGCCCAGAUUGCCACUGCAUCCCCACUUCUUGCAAGGGAAACUAAAUUUAAAACUCAAAAGAAAACAACUGGGAAAAACUGCAAGUGAACCAGUGCUUGUUGCCUGCUGCAUGGCCUUGUGCACUGCUGCUUCCCCUCUCAAGCUCAUCAAUGAGAUUCCUCGGACAUAGAUAAUGGGAAAAGCUUGGGAAAUGCCUCUGUAGCUGAGAAAGAAGAGGGUAAACAUUUUCAGGUGGCUUAUAACUAACUGAAAAGUGGGAAUAUCUAAUUUACUGGCCACAGGGGCAAGUGAAUUCUGCAGGGAGCCAUGCUGCGGGCAGUGCUGUUCCCAGGAACGAUUGUGGCUCAUGACAUUUAUUACAUGGCCUCCUUCAGUGCACUCCUGGGUUGCUACAAAGCUCUUAGCCUCCAUCGACCCCUUACAUCUCGGUCACCAUUACAUUUUGCAUUUUACUGUCUGGGAUUUUAUUAGCAGCCUUUUUUCUAGGCGGUUGGGCAGAGUGAAGGCAAGGGAAAGGGGCCUCCGGCCAGCUCUCCGCGGAGCGCUUUGGGAGAGGACAGCGCUGCCUGCCUCUUAUCCAGUGCCUGCCCGUGGGAAGCCGCAGCCAGGGCCUCGCUACCCUGCGGGUAUCCAGCCCAAGUGAGAGCUUCCCCGGGCUGUCGGAUUGCUCUCUGACACGCUCUCAUGCUUCACUGCCAUCCCAUUAAAAAUCCCUUCCUGGAAGCAGAGCAGCUCCAGAGUUGCAGCAGCCUCACGGCACAGCAACUCGCCCUUGCCGGCAGCCAGGCUGCGGGCCGGGCGGCGUUUCCUUCCUCGAAAGGCUCUUGGGUUUCUCUAAACGAUGGGGCACGACUCCAGUGGCUGCGAAGUGCCGCGAGGAUAAGCUGGGAAAUGCUUGGAAGCGUCUUAAGUGCGCUGGAAAUAGAGAUGGAAAUCUCAAAAGAUCAGACAGCUUUCGGCAAUUUCCAAAGCUGUGUGGUUUUAGCCAGACCUGAAAACCCUUCCUAGAAGUUUAUUUCAGGGUAUUUUGGUAUGUUACUUUCGCUUUUGGGCCCAGCUAAAUCCAGGAAGCUCAGAAUAGUGUAAUUUUAAAAUAAAGGAUAAACACACCCGCCCCAAGUAUUGCUGAACCGAUCAGGAAGGUUUGUGUUUGGUUUCUCAUACAGGGAGAAUUCAGGCCAGCUCAGUGUUUAUCCUAUUCAUUUUGAUUUUGCCCCAGAUUUUUAUUCUUUGUGAGAAAAUAAGAGAUCAGUCCGUGGUCUUUCUGAAAUGCCUUGACCCGUCAUGCAAGGGUACGAACCAAGUUGUGCCAGAACGCGGCUGGAGAUAAGCACUACAGCAAGAGGUGGCCAACUCUGAGAGAUGGAAAGCAGGCAUGCAGCAGGUGUGCCCAUAGCCUCCAAAAACGUAGGGAGAUAGAUUUUCCCCAGGGUUGCGUGUGAUGGAGGUAUCGGGGUCUGCCAUGUCUCCUUUUGCUGUCUGUUCUUCUAGUUAAGAGCUUUCAGCCAUCUCGGGGUAUCCAGGAACAAUAGCUGAAAGUCUUUGGUAUUUCUCAGCCCAGUUGUAUGCUUUUUUUUUUUUUUUUUUUUUUUUUUCUCUCCAGGAAGAGUACAGUGAAGAGUCAGAAAGGACCAGGUGUCCUUGAUUUAGGCAGCCAGAGGGAAGAGAUGUAGAUUAAGUGCCUUGUAAGAGCCAAAAAGGUGUGUUUAAAGAUAAAUUAUAGCCUGCGCUGUAGCUGUUAAGUCAGGAUCGAAUUUUCACAUCUACAGGUGCAGCUGCAGAGCUCCCCAUCCACAUUUUGCCCAGAGUUUGUCAUGAGUCUUCCAUAAAUAUCUGAUAACACAGCCCAUGCUGCGCGGUGGUCUUAACUCAAAUCAGGGCUCUACAGACAGAAAAAAGUCCGGUACAAAGUACAGUAUCACCAAACCCAGGAUGUGGCUCCGAAAUUUCCCAUAAAUCUAGGUAUGAAGUGCAUUUCCAGAGCUCUGCCACCAUUUCACUUUCUCCAUAAUCAUGAAUGGAGUGGCUUGUGUUUGGUGACGGCUGUCACCGUGCCAGCGGGGCUGCUGGAAAACGUCACAACAUGGAAAACGGUGGGAAUUUGGCGUUUGUUUUUCAAUAGCAAUACAUUGAGGGGAAGCUGCUAUAUGUAGCGUCUUGCAAACUGGGGAUAUGCUGAAGUAAAACUUGUCAUUUCUCACAGAAAAAAAAAAAUAGCUGCCUAAAAAUGUCCAAAAUCUUCAGUUUAAGGAAUGACAGUUUUAUUCGUAAAGAUCCAUGUUUGGCAUCAAAAUAUAUGAAAUUUCUAGAGUUUCUGUCUCUCUGCGUGUGAAAUGUGCUUUCUUGCAAUGGUGGGAAAUAUGUAAAAAGGAUAUUUCUAUGUACUUUCACUAAAAAAAUAAAAAAUAACUGAGCUGAAUGGAAAAGCAGCCACUUCCCAGUGGUCUGCUGGUGUUGAAGAAGACACAGGCAAAGCAGCUGUGUUUUGAACACAUUAAAAAGAGAAGACUUCCAGCCUACUGUAAUGCAAGUCCUUAUUGUAUUUUAUUUUAUUUUAUUUUAUUGGGGUGUUUUUUUUUUUUGUUUUUUUUUUUUUGUUUUUUUUUUCAGUACCAUCAUUUAUUUCAUAACUGUGAAAGUCUCUGCUUUUCCUUACACGUGGAAAGCUGAUUAUUCUUUCUCAUGUUCUUAUUAUUUAUUAUUUAUCCAUUCCUGGUACUACCCAAGAUGUGGUCCCAGCCUGCCCUCGAGCUAUAUUGAAUCACUCUAGUAUCUCCUGACAGCUGGGAUAGCAAGUGUCAGUAGGUGGCUAAUUAUUAUUUUAAAUUAUAUAUAGAGCAGUUCAGUUUUUCUUUUAGUGACCCAGUUUGCUCUGGAAUUGGAGAUUCCAGAUAAGCAAGGUUUUUUUUUUUUUAUUUUUUUCUUUUUUUUAAAUAUUUUUUCCACUUAAUUCUUUAAAUGUUUUGGGGUAUUCUGAAUAAGGCUACUCACUUUUUUGCUGUUGUUUUUAAUAGGAAAAGCACCAGAUGAGUUGUAGUUGUUCCUUCGGGAGGGCACUGACUAGCACCAGGGUCAGUUUAGCUGCCACAAACGCUCAGUGCCGUGGCUUCAUUAACCAGCAGCGCACUGGAAUUCCAAGAAAAGGAUUGUUCUCCACCUGAGGAAUAACACCUGGCUUGUGAUGGCCUGGGUUUGUCUGAACCUUAUCAGAAAAAAGCUUGGAGUUUUGUGUUAGCCCUCGGGGCAGCGAGGCGCUGAGGCCUGCCUCUGGCCAAACACCUGCCCUGGUGAGGAGGCCACGAGUCCUGCCCAUGAGAGGCUGUGCUUGCUCUGUAGGAGAUACUGAGACAAAAUCCCAUACGUGUGCCCUGCAUGAGUCUGUAAGGACUGGCACCUCACAAAUACGUGCUUUUUGUUCUUUUCCUCCUGUCCCCCUCUUCGCAAAGGUGCCUUGCUGCUCUGCUGCUUCCAAAGCCUCCCCGGCCUUGCUGUGGUGCAUCUGUUUUCUAACAGCUUGCAUUGGUUUUCUGGUUUGUUUUUUCUUCCCCCUAUGUAUAAGAAACGUUGGGUAGCAGAAUGUGGAAUUCAUUAGAAGUUCAUAAAGCAGGGACCUCAGAAGGAUGUGGGUAUAAAUGCUUUUCAGGCAUCUGAGGUGAACUUUAAAUGGAGCUUUGGCCCUCAUUUGCUUUCUGCUUUUCAAAUACCAUUUAUGAGAAAGUGGAGCUGUCAAAGCCACGCAUGAACUUUGCCUUCUUGUGAAUAACUCGUCUCAAAGUAAAUUGUCAGAAUGUACCAGGAACUCGUCUCGAAGUAAAUCCGGUAGCUCUCCAAGGCUGGAAGCAUGCGUUGGUGUGUGUGUGUGUGUGUGCAGGGGUGAGUGCCGCGAGCAGCUGCCAUUUUGGAGAUUUAAAAAACACAAUGCGAGUGUUUUCAAAAAGGGCAAUGUAAAAUAUUUAUUUCUUGGCAAAAGCGCAUCAGACCACAUCUCCCAUCCUUCUUUUAAUUGCUUCAUGUUUGUUUUUGUUGUCUAAGUCUUUGCUGGCCUGCUUCCUCUGCAGCGCUCGCUGCUGCUCGGCAGCCCGUCACCUCACACAACCCCUCUGGCUGCGAGGGAGCGUGUGGCACUGGGCAGCCCACCGGAGCUCACAAGAAUCAAAACUGCUCCCAUCGUAAUGCCAGGCCCCACAUCGUAGCUUUGGGUGAGGGUGGAUGCGGAUUGGAAGCUUUGAGUCCCCACGCUUCUCACCCUGGCUUGGCUAGCGCUGGUGAACACAUGCUGGAGGUUUAUUGAGCAGAAAGCAGGUGCUGUUGUCUUUGUGAGAUGCCGCCUGGGUUCUCCCCGGUGCUGAAUGAGGUUCGCAGUCAGGCAAAACUGCACGUUGGAGGCAGGCAAAACUUCCCAUGGGAGGCAGGCAGGCACUGCAGAGCCCCUGGGUGCCCCCAUGCACCAGAGCACAUCGGUGGUCCCCCAGCUGCUGGCCCCUACGGCUUCACGUCCGUGCUCUCUGAAGCACUUCUAACCUGUGUUGUCUUCAUUCAUCUCAAAGCCGUUCCUCAUACUAUGAAGAUGAUAAAUAGUAGGAAACUGACAGUAGGACCAUGUGCGUAACAUUAGAUAGGCUUUUAUUUAACGUUGUUUUAAUGAGAUGCUUUUAGGAUCUGUGUUGUACUGGAUUAAGGACAUUGGUGGAACAAUUGAACUGGUAUUCUUUAACCCUGGCUGCCCCAGGACCGUUCCGUCUGCCCUCUUCCUUUGAAAAAAAAA